Molecule: messenger RNA, 2591 nt
Organism: Salmo salar (Atlantic salmon)
Lineage: Eukaryota; Metazoa; Chordata; Actinopteri; Salmoniformes; Salmonidae
Product: RNA-binding protein 4
Cellular component (GO): nucleus
Molecular function (GO): mRNA binding
Source: RefSeq, marked predicted
CCUAACCUUAAAUUAAAUUCCAAAAAUCAUGUUUGUAUUUUCAUAAAGUUUUCUAUAUAGACAAUUGUGACUUUGUGGCUGUGUUAUCUAGUGGAAACCGAUGUGGGGCUGUUGAGAAGCCGUCAAAGUACAAGGAAGGUAACGUUACAUAGCUAGCUACGUAACCUAACUGGCAAGAGACUGAAGAAGCUGCUCUGUCACCGUUUGAGUGCUGAAGAAGAGUCCUCCAGGAAUCCUCAUUUACACUUGACACCCACCUUUCUCUGCAACAGCUAAGUCAAGACUGUGUCUUGUUAGCUACCAUACUAAAAUGGUGAAGAUAUUUGUUGGAAACGUGAAUUCCUCAACCACAGAAUCAGAACUGCGUACUCUAUUUGAGAAAUACGGUCAGGUGUCAGACUGUGACAUUCUGAAAAACUAUGGCUUCGUGCACAUGAAUGAGGAGGAGGAAGCCCAGAAGGCAGUGGCAGAACUCCAUAAGCAUGAGCUGAAUGGGGCGCGCAUCACUGUGGAGUUUGCCACUACGAAGGUCCGCAAUGCCACCAAGAUCUACGUAGGGAAUGUCCCUGAAGGGACCACAGCUGCUAAGAUAAGAGAGCUCUUCCAACCGUUUGGUAAGGUGGUAGAGUGUGACAUUGUGAAGAACUUUGCCUUUGUGCACAUGCAGAGAGAAAAUGAGGCCUAUGAGGCCAUUUCCAAGUUAAACCACUCUAAAAUGGAGGGCCAAAAGAUCUUUGUAUCCAUCUCCCGCAACAAUCAAGCCAGGAAUGGCAGAGGGGAUGACUACCCUCCCCCACCUCACCACUAUCCACCUCACGCUCCUCACUACCUCCCGCCUCGAGCUCCACACGGUGACUACUACCCACCUCGUGGUCGCUAUCCUCCUCCCCUUCCCCCACCCCCCCCUAGGGCCUACUAUGAGUGUGACCUAUAUGAGAGGCGUGUCCGCCAUGACCCAUACUCUUCCUCAUCACGUUACUAUGAGCAGGAUCCUUAUGAGCGACGGCUUCCCUCACUCCCUCAGCGGCCACUUUCUCCCCCCCUUACUUCCUGUUAUUACCGGGAGCGCAGCCCCCUGGCUAGCUGGUCUCCACCCCCACCUUCCUCUGCCAGCUAUGCCCGAAGGGGUGCCGAGCGAGAUUGUGUUGGUGGCAGCUCUGUGCCCCCUCCUUCCUCUAUGUGCUAUGCUCUGGGCUCAGGCUUUGAUAAGGAUGAUUACUUUGAGGAGAAGUACUCCAAUGGUUUUGGUAGGGGCUACUAAGGGCACUUUUUGAAAUUGAAUUUAGGGGAAGAUGCUGUGUAUGAGUGUGUUAGCAAUGAGUGCGCAGUUUUAAGCUGGGUGCAAUUGUAUAUUAUAUAGAAAAACGGGUAAUAGGAACAAUACUGUUCAUUCAUAAAGCUUACUUGUCAAGUCAAACAGCACACUUAAUUGAUUUUGACCUAGUUUUUGUUGAUCAUGAAUAAUCACCAGCCAUAUCAGCAGUCUAUGAAUGCAUUUUAUAUUAGUGUUUCAUUGUUGCCAGAUUUUUAGACUUGAGGUGGUAGGCUUGUGUCUUUGAAUGUUUGUUAAUAUUAAUGUCAUAUUUUCAAUUUUUGAAGGAGUUUAAGUUUUUUUUAAUGUAGUAUAGGAAUUAUGUUUUGUGUAGUAGACCCUACAUCAGGGGUCCUCAAUUACAUUGAGCCGUGGGCAGAUUUUUCUUUCAGCGGAUGGUUGGAAUGCCAGAACAUAGUUAUAAAUAAUUUGGACACUGAAAAUUGACCGCAAGUAUCCAAAACCGAUCAUAUUUGACAAAAACAGAAUAAUUUCAAACCUUGAUUACAUUGGAAUAUGAUCACAUAUACCUCUUUAUGCGUAGUAAUACUUCUGAACAUAUUUCCUAAAUCGGUAAAUAAAAUCACUACGGGCCACCUAUUGGGGAAUCCCGCCCUACAUUGAGUGGAUGGCACUGACAAACUAUUUCUGCUUUUUUUGAGACAGUUUGAAGGGAAAUUGAUAUGUAAUUAUCAGUGGUAAGUUAUUUAUAUCAUACCUGUCUAUCACAUUUAUUUUGUUGUCAAGUCCUGAUACACUUUUCUCGAAGACAUUCUUUUUUAUUUUCCUCCUGAGGAUUUUAGUCCCCUAAAAUCCCUCUCACUCAGGUUUUUGUCAUUCACCCCAAUUCAAAGGUUGGGGUGUUUGUUGUGUGCAAACUAGCUGACAGACUAACCAAGCACACUGCAUCAGCUGACCAAGCUCAUCUCAUCUGAAGGCCUUGCCACGUUCGGUGCAGCAUCAUAGGAUAAAGCAUUGUCUCUGAAAUGAAACCCGAUACGACCGAUUCAUCGACUUGACGACUAAAUAAAAAGAUAACCACCGAAAAAUUGUUGCACCUCCGGAGUCAGCCUGUAUAUCUAUUUGACAUUAUGCAUAUGAAUCACUCGCUGUCCGUUUUGUUUUUGUAUAAAAUGGAUGUAAUCCAAGAUAAAAUAAUUGAGAAAUCUACGCCUAUAAGGACAAAUCUGACUUGUUUUUAUUAGAAGAAAUACAUGAACAAAUGUCUUGAUCAGCCGCUGUUGUCAUUUGGCCGCUUAAAUAAAUGUUCGACCUCUGA